Molecule: messenger RNA, 3725 nt
Organism: Neltuma alba
Lineage: Eukaryota; Viridiplantae; Streptophyta; Magnoliopsida; Fabales; Fabaceae
Product: nitrate regulatory gene2 protein
Source: RefSeq, a predicted model, not a curated record
CUCUGCAACCCUGCGACUCUGAGAUCUAAAACCCCACCCAAACACAAGAACAAAGCAAAAAGUUACAGAUCCCCAGCCUCACCGAUCUCCAUGCCAAUUUCUUCUGUUUUUUAUUUCAUAACAUCUUCUCCACCCUCUUGAAACUUAGUAACUUGCUUCUCUGUCUCUGUCUCUCUCGUAACUUGACUUACUGAAUUGGAAAUGAUUCUCCCUCUCUGAUUAUCUCCUCCCCCCUUCCCGUGGACGGUGAUCAUUCAACUCUGUUCAUCUCAACGGUCUGAUUUCUCUCAACUAUUUUACUCAUUUCCGUGCCUAUACCAUUCGAUAAUUAAUAUACACCCAGAGGUUGAGGAACGUACAGGGGAGUGUAUACAUAUAGUAAGAUACUGUAAGUGACCCCAACCCAAGCAUGUAUUCAUAUGCUGCGCAGCGCUUGCUUCGCCUGUGUUUCUUUCCAUUAUUACCCGCUUCCCAUCCCUGUCAAUAUCACUUUUUCCGGCAGACGGGAUCAGUUUUGGACGUGGGUUUUCUCAUGAUGCUUCGUCGGCCUCUGCAUUUGUACGGGUGGUUAUGGAGACAAUGAGUGAGCGUGAAGCUUUCUUCCACAACCCAGGUCGUCGUUUUGGGUCUCUUGGGUGGUUGUUGCUUCUGACAUGGGCUGCGGAGCCUCCAAGGUUGAUGACUUGCCGGUGGUGAGCCUCUGCAGAGAACGGAGGGAGUUCAUCAAAGCCGCAUCGGAGCAACGAUAUGCUCUUGCUGCAGCCCACGUCGCAUAUUUUCAGUCCCUUAAAGACAUUGGGCGCCUUCGCAAAUUUGUUGAUGAAGCUUUGAUUGGUACCGGGUCUUCAUCCCCUAGCUCUCCGGUUCUGACAUUGCCCUCUGAUGAAGGUAAAGCAAACAGGACCAAAUUGAAGGGAAAGAACCCCAAUUCAUCUUCUUCAACUUCGAUUUCGCAUUCGGCUCACGAAAAUUCACCUGGGCAAGAAGAGGUGGAGGAUUCUCACCUGAAUUUGUCAUCUGGUUCUGAUACUGAUUCCGACUUAGAUUCUUCCUCUGGUCACAUUCACAUUGAGGAGGAUAGCCACGUUCACAUUCAGGAAAGCCCCGAGUAUGAAGGGGCAGGACCUUCUUACGCGGCUUAUUCUCCUCCCCAGAAUUGGAGCUAUUCUGGGGUAAAUACCUACGCUUACUACAUGAAAAGGUCUGCGUCUCCUGGGGAGUCAUUAGUUUAUGAAGAGCCAGAGAGAUAUGUAGCGACAUCUGGGCAAUGGCCUGAUCCAUCUUAUGGGCACCAAGGUCCGUACGGAAAUGCUGGUUUUUUUCGGUUUUCCUAUGGGUUCACCGCCUGGAGGAGAUUACCCAUACAAAUCGGCCCAGGUCCCUCUCCUCCCGCUCCUGCUCCUCCGGCGCCACCUUCACCCCCUGCAGUGUCCUCUUGGGAUUUUCUCAACGUGUUUGAUACUUAUGAUAAUGGUUACCCGGGUUACUAUUCGCAGAGCAGAUAUGGGUUUGGUUCAUCUGCAAGUAGUCCUGAUUCCAAGGAAGUGAGGGAGAGGGAGGGAAUUCCAGAGUUGGAAGAUGAAACCGAGCAAGAAGUGGUGAAGAUGUUGUCAAAGAGAAGAAAAAAAUUAGCAAGACAGAGAACAGUUAGAGAUAAAGAUUUCGAUGAAGGCACUUCAAAGGCUGUGCCAUUGCAAAGCAGUAGUGAGGGAAGUUCCAAGACAGUGCCAUUCCAUGGCAGUGAUAGUUCCUUGUCAGCUCAUGAAAGAGAAAUUAAGCGCAGUCCUGAUAGUGAUACAAUUGUUUCUAAAAGCUCUCCAGAAGAGCAGGUGAGGAAAAAGGGGGUGAGUUUUGAGGUAGAUGAUGCACCUGUGACAGUGGCGGAUGGCGAGUCUUCCAAGCUGAGUAGCUUAACCACUUUGUCUGCUCAUGGGACGAGGGAUCUUCGAGAGGUUGUUGAGGAAAUCAAACAUGAAUUUGAGACCGCCUCUGGUUAUGGAAAAGAGGUUGCAUUGCUGCUUGAGGUUGGUAAAUCGCCAUAUCGGUCUAGAGGUGCUGGAUUUAAAGUUAUCUUUUCCAGGAUCUUAUAUAUGAUAGCACCUUCCAAGUUACGCUCAUAUCCUCCAUCCAGACCAUCAAUACACUUAUCUUCUAAGGCAAUGAAAUUGGCAAAAGAUUAUUGCGAGGAACCUGGGAAAGAUUUCAAAACAGCUCCUGGAAACCUUUCAUCUACAUUGGAGAGACUUUACGCAUGGGAGAAGAAAUUAUAUAAAGAAGUUAAGGAGGAGGAGAGGCUACGAGUUGAUUAUGAAAAACAGUGCAAGAGAUUGAAUAUUGACGAUCGAGGAGCUGAAUCCAGUAAAAUUGAUGCCGCUGAGGCAUCAAUUAGAAAAUUGGACACAAAAAUCAAUAUUUGUAUCAGAAGUGUUGAUGCUAUAUCGAGUAGGAUACAUAAAUUGAGGGAUGAAGAAUUGCAGCCUCAACUUUCAGAGUUGAUUCAAGGAUUGAUUAGAAUGUGGAAAUUCAUGCUCAAGUGCCACCAAAAACAGUUCCAAGCGAUCAUGGAGAGUAAAACUCGGUCUAUUAAGAUGAAUACUGCUUUGCAAAGAGAUGCAAGUCUGAAGGCCACCAUAGAACUUGAAAUGGAGCUCCUUAAUUGGUGCAGUCAAUUCAACAAUUGGGUUAAGACAAAAUCCUAUGUUCAAAACUUAAAUGAAUGGCUCAUGAGGUGCCUUCUUCGGGAACCUGAAGAAACUGCUGAUGGUAUUGCUCCUUUCUCACCUAGUCGAAUUGGCGCUCCACCAGUUUUCAUUAUUUGCAAUGAUUGGUGUCAAGCAAUGACUAGAAUUUCAGAAAAAGGUGUGGCGGAUGCGAUGAGUGAAUUUGCUCAGAAACUGCAUGAACUUUGGGAAAGGCAAGAUGAGGAGCAACGCCAAAGGAUCAAAGCAGAGUAUCUCACAAAAGACUUUGAGAAGCGGCUUAGAACUUUGCGCAUGAAUAUGGGAGGAUCAGUGCAUGGACGUGAAAAAAUUCCAGACAAAACUGCAUUGUCACAGGUUCCCUCUGACAGUGGUGUUUCACCACUAGAUGAUCUAAAAGUUGAUUUAGAUUCUAUAAGAAAGAGAUUACAUGAAGAGCGGGCUAGACAUAAAGAAGCUAUUAAGCUGGUUCAUCAUGCAGCUUCUAAUAGUCUAGUAACAGGUUUGGUUCCUAUUUUCAUUAGAGUUAGAAAAUUCACUUCGGAAGUGGUAGCAGUUCACGAGCAAGUCAGGCUUCAAAUACUGAUAUAUACUCUUAGAAAACCUUGUAAGUUGAUGGGUUUAUUGUGGGAGGUUUAGAGAGGAAGGGGAUGAUGCACGGGCGUUUUAUGCCUUAUGAGAAGUUUUGCAGCUAGGUCUAUUUUCCUUAGAAAGUCCUUGAAAGGCCUUCAGGAGGUUCUGCUUGGAACAAGUUUCUGCAGUGAGGGUUUCGUAUUUAAUCAUGUUGAAUUCUUUUCUCCUGUGGCACCCGUUCUAUAGUUAGGGGGGAAAUCUGUACAGGAAAAUUCAUUUAUUUAUUGUUGAUUGGUUGUAGUGAGACUGUAUAUAGAUGUCUGCAUAUGGGUAGGAAUAGGAUCAGAACAGAGAUCUUACAAAAGUUUUAAUGAUUAUAGCGAGUUGAACUAUGCUCUAAUCCCAUGGCAAAUGGAAGUUAUUAUAUUUUCCUGCCUGCCUUGUUUUUUCUCA